Chrysoperla carnea is the source of this 1225-nucleotide messenger RNA. RefSeq names its product THUMP domain-containing protein 3-like. Gene Ontology annotation, biological process: tRNA methylation. The transcript has 6 exons. The record is from RefSeq and is a predicted model, not a curated record. Gene Ontology annotation, molecular function: tRNA (guanine) methyltransferase activity; RNA binding. Bases 34 to 1224 code for a protein of 396 amino acids. NCBI's taxonomy places the organism in Eukaryota, Metazoa, Arthropoda, Insecta, Neuroptera, Chrysopidae.
UUUAUAAUUUUAUACAAAAUAUCAAAAAUAAAUAUGGAUAAUUUGGAAUUGACAAACAAUCGAAUUAAAAAACUUUUCGAGCGUACAAAGAAUAAUCAAAAUUUACUUUUAAUUGAGGCAACUGUUGAUACUGGUUUCGAAAAAGUUGCUAUUGAAGAGCUUUUAAUAAAAUUUUCUGAAUUAAAUGAAAAUGAUUAUUGUUUAAGUCCAGGUCGAAUUUAUUUUUGCAUAGAAAUUCUUGAAUUAACAAAGAUAAAUAAUUUACGAUCAGUGGAUAACUUUUCAAUAGUAAUAUAUUCAGAUAAUUUAAAUUUCGUUAGUGACAAGGACGAAGAUUUAAAUAUUUUUAAGGACUUAGCCAAUACUAUCGAAUUUUCUAAAGGUUUAUCGGUUUGGUCGAAUUUCACUGACUGUCCAAUACAAUUUAACGAUUCGGAUUCGUUUACAAGUACCGAAUUCAAAUUUCGUAUAACGGGAAUUAGAUCGUAUAAACAUGCGUUCACAUCAAUGGAAGCCGCUUCUCAUUUUGGGGGUGUAAUUAAUGAUCGAUUUCUUUGGCCAGUAUCAAUGGUUGAAUUUCAUUUGGAAAUUCUUUUAUAUAUUGUUGCAGAUCGUGUGACGGUUGCUUUAAAAUUAACACGAAGAUCAAAUCAUCGACGGAACAUAGCGUUUUUUGGACCAACAACUUUAAGAGCAACUGUUUGUUAUAAUUUAUUAUUAUUGGCCAAACCAAAACCUGGUGACGUCAUUGUAGAUCCAUUAUGUGGAGGGGGCUCGAUACCUAUCGAAUGCGCAUUAGCUUUUCCAGAAACUGUGAUAUUUUGUGGGGACAAUCAUGAGCGUGCUAUCGAACGAACAUGCAACAAUUUAGAGGCCAUUCCAAAUAUUUUAGUUCAUCAUUUUGCAUGGGAUGCAACAAACCUUCCCUUUAAAGAUAACAGUGUCGAUGUUAUUGUUACAGAUUUGCCUUUUGGAAAACGUUCCGGCUCCUUUUCAGAUAAUCGUGUAUUGUAUAUGAAAAUUUUAAUAGAAUUUGGACGAAUUGCUAAACCGAAUGUUACGCGAAUGGUGCUUUUAACAAAUGAUCGUAGAAGUUUAUUAAAUGCAAUGAAUAAAAAUAAAAAACAGUAUUGGAACAAAGGUCAAUUAUUGGCUGUUAAAUUAGGGGGCUUAAAACCAUUAGUCUCAUGUUUCAAACGAAAUAAAUUGAUAUAUGAACCUUAAA